This is a messenger RNA of Podarcis muralis (Common wall lizard), 3080 nucleotides long. RefSeq names its product fibroblast growth factor 8 (gene FGF8). The record is from RefSeq and is a predicted model, not a curated record. NCBI's taxonomy places the organism in Eukaryota, Metazoa, Chordata, Lepidosauria, Squamata, Lacertidae. Gene Ontology annotation, molecular function: growth factor activity.
GAGAAGGGGCUGGCACAUUGGCGAGCCGCGCACAAGAGGAGGGACCAGCGCUGGGCCGGUGCGCACUGCCCCCCGGGCGCUUGGAGAGCAAGAGAGAGCGAGAGGCGCAGCGCCCUCCCUGCCGCCCGGCCGCCUUCCUUCUCCGCAGCCGGCGAUCCGCGGCUCAGGAACUGUCAGCGCAGCCUGGGCGCCUGCUCUGCCCCGGAGCCUUGCUGACAGCCCAGCGCCCCUUCCGCGCCUCGCCGGGCUCUAGCGCAGCCGACCCCCGGGCGCGCCCUCGCCGCUUGGGCCCCCGGAGCAGCCGCCGCAAGACCGGCGCUCCCCUCGCUCUCCCGGCCCCGAUCUCCUUCCGCAGCGCCGGCGGCGGCUCUCGAGGGCAUGGGCUGGCCGCGCCGAGAGAGCCCCUUGCCCUGACCGAGCCGCUUCGGGGAGGCAAGUGCCGCGUGGGGAGCUGGGCGCGGAGAGACGCGCGAGGAAGAAGAGGCAGCCGAAGCAACCGGCGAGCUUAAGCGAAAGAAGGGAGGCUGAGAAGCAGAGCCUCCCCCUGUCCCGGGAACCGGCCAAGAUCCAGCGCCGGGGGAAACCGCUCAGGAUGAAUCUCUUCUCGUCCAUAUUCAGCUAUUUGCUACUGCACUUGUUUGCUUUCUGCUUGCAGGCACAGGUAACUGUUCAGUCCCCACCUAAUUUUACACAGCAUGUGAGGGAGCAGAGCCUGGUGACCGACCAACUAAGCCGGCGACUCGUCCGGACCUAUCAGCUGUACAGUCGGACCAGUGGGAAGCACGUGCAAAUCCUGGACAACAAGAAAAUCAAUGCCAUGGCAGAGGAUGGAGAUGCUCAUGCUAAGCUCAUUGUGGAGACCGACACAUUUGGGAGCAGAGUAAGAAUCAAGGGGGCUGAGACAGGCUUCUAUAUCUGCAUGAACAAGAAAGGAAAGCUGAUUGGCAAGAGCAACGGCAAAGGCAAGGACUGUGUCUUCACCGAGAUUGUGCUGGAGAACAACUACACAGCAUUGCAGAACGCAAAGUACGAAGGGUGGUACAUGGCCUUCACCCGCAAGGGGCGUCCCCGCAAGGGCUCCAAGACUCGCCAGCAUCAGCGUGAGGUGCACUUCAUGAAGAGGCUACCCAAGGGCCACCAAACGACAGAGCCUCACAGACGCUUCGAAUUUCUCAAUUACCCUUUCAACCGGAGGAGUAAAAGGACUCGGAACUCCAGCCCCAAGCCCACCCCCUGACCCACCACCCUCCUUAGUGCCACUUGGGUCCACCCUCCUUUCCCUUUUUUUGUUGGAGGACAUUCUGUAGAGACUUUUAACUGAUGGACAAUGCCUAGAGACUUAACCUGUGAUGAUAAUUAAAACGAGGGUGGAAGAAGAGGGGGAAACCAAACUUGAUCUAGUUGUUUAUAAUUGUUUGUUUUGUGUUUUUUAAAAAACAAAAAGAGGCUCUAUUUUUGUAUUCCAACUUUACUGCUUUUUUAAGAAAAAGCACUGUAACGUUAAAAGACUUGUGAAGGGUUGCUCUUCACUUAAGAAACAUUUUGAGUCCAUGGGGGGCGUGUUAUGUUUUAAUAGACUGUUAAAAAAAAAGUGGGGUGGGGGUGGGUAGGAGGUAGUUGAUCUAGGGGUAAGCAUAGAACCUGCCCUCUUCAAUCAAAUAAUAAAUUUUGGGACCAAAUUUCUACCUCAAAUAAAACAAACGUAAUAGAAACACAACCCAUCAAGAGCUUUUGUGCAAGUUCCAUUUAUUUUGAUGGGUCUGUGUGGAUGUUCCUGGUACCUGCAGACUGUGGCCUUUCUCAGAGUCAAAUGAGUGCAAGUCCCUUUGUAGCCAGAGAGAGACUUGCAGGCACCAACAGGGUGGGAUGUGAAGUCACUGUUUCCAUUUCUGAAUGAGAGAGCGAGAGCAGAAUCCCCAAGGAUGAAUGAAUGAACAGAGGUGGUGCUGAGAUGAGGGCCGCUAGUUUUGCUUUGUAUGUUCUAUCCAAGCUGAUCAUGUCUCCAGAGGUCUGCAUUUUUAUUAUUAUUCUGUAGACCAUUUCUUUUGUAUUUGUUAUGACAAUAAAGUGCCACUGAGUUCAAAUGUUAUAUAUUUCCCCAUUACACCCGUUUCAUCAAAGGUGCUUCUUGUCCCAAGUUUCCCAAUGAGACUGAACUGGGAUCUCACUCAUGUUACAGGCAUGGAGGAUGGCUGGGCCCCUAAAAAGCCAAAAGGAAAAUAAGAAAGGAAGCCUUGCUCCCACUAAACUGGUGUUAGCAAUUUGAACCUCUCCUCAGCCCAUAUCUGACUCCUCACAAAUGUUGCCUGGCCCCUCACUUACCAACCUUGUUAAGAACUUGCAGCCUUGCUUGCAGAUCCUCCUUUGGCCAAGAAACCCUUGAGAAUCAGGGCUGUCUAACAGGUUGGUCCAUGGUCGAUCCUGGUCAAUCUUGGGACCUCGUCAAAUUACCCCCCAAAACUUUGUAACAACAAAUUACCCUCCCCCCCAAAACUUUGGCUUCCUAAAAAAAGUUCAACAACUCUGAUCACUACCAGUUUCUUUAUAGUGGGAGUAGAUCAGUCUCUUGGAAUUUGGACAGCCCUGCCCUAUACUGACGGGGGUUUCUGUGUACGAGAUGCUGAUGUUGGCCUUUAAUCGCCACAGAAAAUAUUGCUUGCCUUACUGCCUGUGUCCCAGUUUAUUUCUCUGCAGGGAGGCUAGAUUAGAUCCAGCUACGCAAGCCUUGAAUGGGCUGCUGAAUGGUGGCAUCUUUUGUGUAAUCAGGAACUUCAGAAGGCUUAACUAAUACUUUUAAGGGCGAGGAGGGAGGGAGAGAUGCUGAGCUGGACGUUUGGUUUGAAAGGGGUACUGCUUUGCAAAGGAUUAUUUAAAAUAACAACAAAAGAAAAGAUACUUUUGAAAACUUCAGUGUGUGGAAGCUGUGAGCUGGCUUGUCACAGCACAUCUUUCUUGUGGGGUAGUUUGUCUCCUUGAGGGAUUUUUUUUUAGAAAAAUUGUUACUGUGUACAAAUUGAAUAUGAAAUGGUCUGAAAUAUUUAUUUAAUAUGUGCAUUAAAUUUUUCUACUAGUAUAAAUGA